CUGUUAGCGACGACGCUUUGCAACACUGCACCGUCCACACUGUUUGACAUGUGGCAACACUUUUUUCGUGCGUUUGAUGUGUGCGUGCGCUUCCUAUUACAAUUUUUUCGAAGGAUUUUCCGUGUGUUUUGUUGACGUGAAGCGCGGCAGAAAGUGAAAAACGCCAUCAAACAGUGCCGUGCAACAGGGCGGGUCAUCGUUUGGCAUAAAUUGCAGUGUGUGCCCCGCGUGCGGACAGGCGUAAUUCGUAAAAAUGGCGAACGUAAGGGACAGCGACACAUCACUGUGGCUGCAUAAUAAACUGGGCACCUCGAACGACUCGUGGAUAAACGGCUCCAUCUGCUCGCAACUAAACAAGGAGGUGCUGCGAAACAUCAAGGAGUGCUUCCCCGAUCUGCAAACGCAGGUCAAGCUGAAGCUCCUGCUUAGCUUCCUUCACAUCCCGCGCCGUCUGGUGGAGGAGUGGAAAGCGGAACUCGAGGAGGUGAUCGAGGUGGCCGGCCUGGACUCGGAGCUAUGGGUUUCCAUGCUUGCGGAGACGAUGAAGACCUUUCCGGCGACCAGUUCGCUGAACACAGAGAUCUCCGAUUACGAGGAUACUCGUCCCAUCUUCAUAGACAUGGUCAACGACCUGCGCAAGUUGGUCACCAAGCACUCGGACCUGGGCAUGCUGCCUCUGGAGUGCCAGUACCUAAAUAAGAACGCACUGAUCUCAGUGGUGGGCCAGCAACCCGCUCUCGUCAAGCAUUUUACGCUGAAGCGCAAGCCGAAGAGCGCCCAGUUGCGUACCGAAUUGUUACACAAGUCCGCCGAUGCGCAGUCCUCGCUGAAGAAAGCCUCGGCGCCCACAAUUCCGCUGCGAUCGCGAGGCAUGCCCCGUAAGAUGACAGACACUACCCCGCUGAAGGGAAUUCCCUCGCGCAUGCCUACCACGGGAUUCCGAUCGGCCACCGUCCCGGGAAAUGCCGCCCAGCGCCCCAAUCUCAGUCGCACGCCUGCUGGACGCAAAGACGGCGGCAUAAAACUGAUCGAAUUCACCGAACAGCCUCUGGGUUAUGCGGCAGCUAAGAAGCGGAAGCGCGAGCAGCAACUGGAGGAGCAGCAGAAGAAGCAGGAGCAGAAACAGCAACAGGCGGCUGCAGCUGCAGCUGCGGCGGCCACAGCAGCGGCAAACAAUGCUGGUGACAGCUCGCCAACGGACGCGGCGACGGCCAGUGGAGGCGAAACACCCGUCACGCCCACGUCCGCUAACAAUAGCUUCGAAAUCAAAAUGGAACCGCAGCUACUAAACCAGAGCGCUGGAAGCCUGGAAGAGCCGCAAGACGACGAGAUGUCUGGCAAAGCGAAUAUGGAAUGCGAUAUCGAGACGCCGGAGUACGCUACAGCCACGCUGGACUUUGCCCAGGCCACCUCAACGUCCGUGGCGGAUGGUCAACCGGGAAAACCAUCAGUAGAAGCCAAGCUGAAGACGCCGCGAACUCCGAAAUCUGCAGCAAAAUUGAACAACAACAACAACAGCUUCAAUCACACCCCAAAACGAAUCAAGCAAGAAAUAGAGAUCAAGAGCGAGGAGAUCAUAGUACCCGCCAGUAUCAAGCUGGAAAAGAUCGAGACUUCACCGUCGACCCAACGCGUCAUUAUCCAGCAACAGCCGCCUAGUUUGGUGCAGCGCACCCCGCACCUGCUUAUCCGCAGUUCGCCACAGAAGCGGCAGAACAACGGGGCAACCACAAGCGCAGGCACCAAUACAACCACCGUGGGCAAUACCACUAUCAAGAUGGAGAAGUUGGACAUCAAGCCAAUGCUACGUGCCACCGGCGUCUCCCCUUCGACGAGUGCGGGCACAACGACUACACUCCUCACCCCGCAGCAACUGCGUCAGGCGGCCAAUCCGUUGGCCAAUCUGCCCAACAACAUCUCCGUAAAGAUAACCUCUACCAAGGCGAAAGCGGCAGCUGCGGCAGCUGCAACCUCCAGCGGCAAUCAGACUCAGCCGCAGCAGCCGCAAACGGUGCAGGUUCAGCAGACGCCACAGCAGACGCACCCGCCGCUUUUGAUUAACAGCUCCACACCCGUGAUCUUGGCGUCCUCGCCCAGCGCUCAAAGAGCGAAGGCUUUGGCAUUGCCUAGUAGCAGUACCGCCGCCACCACUACCACGACGAUACCGUCGCAAGCCAUAAAGACGAUGCCACUGAGUCAGCUAAAGACGGCCACUAACAGCGGACCAGUGAUCAUAUCGCAGACAAUUAUACAGCCGGCGAAGCGAGCCCAACAACAGGCUGGAACCUCCAGUGCAGCGGCCGCUUCACAACAGCAGCAACAACAACAGUCGCAGCAGCAAUUGUUACAACAGCAAAUCCAGCAGCAGACCCAACAGCAGACACAGUUGCCACAGCACCCUCAGCAGCAACAGACGCAGUACAUUCUAGCCACACCACAGCAGCAACCGCAACAGAUUCAGCAACAACAGCAACAGCCGAUGUUGCCAACGCUCACCUCGUUCUCACACAGUCGUCCUAUGCCGCAGACCACGACGCUUUACCAAGCUACCACUCCCGGCGGAAGCGGUCAGACGCCCACAAAGAUUUUGCUAAAGACGUCGGGCACUUCCAGCGUGGUGAUGACGCCUCUGCGCCAAGCGCAGCCGCAACAGGCAUCCGCUGUGGUGUCGUCGAAUCCUCCGCCUUUGGUGGCCACUUCGGCGGCAGUAGUUUCCCCCGGGCAGACAACCCUGAACAUUCAAAACGUGCAGCUACCCAAUCGACCAGUGACCAUCCAACCAGCCUCCCAAGCCGCCCAGCAGCAGCAUAUGCAGGCCCAGUUGCAGCAGCAACAACCGCAUCCACAGCACACGAUCGUGGCCAAUACGACGGCCACGCAGCAGCCCAAGUUGUCUCAGGUUCUUAUGCAGCCAACAUCAGCAGUUGGCACUAGUGGUGUAUCCGCUCUGAACGUAUCCCCUACGUCCGGGAAGAACAAGACUAUCAUACUCACCCAGAAGGGCGUUAUACUGCGCAACAUUGGCGGCGACAUGUACCAGCAAAUACCCAUUAGCAAUGUGGGCAACAUGCAGGGACUCGGAGGCACCACGCUGAUGACCACCACUGCUGGGCCGCCUAGUCUGGUGAAGACAACACCCUCGACCGGUGUGCAGUUGCAGCAGCAACAGUCUGGAAAGCAGAUCCUGCCUACUCUCAUACCAACCAGCUCGCUUGGUGGACAGCACGUAAUUGUUCAGCAGCAGCAACCCACUAACGUCAUCGGCAAUUCCCAGCAGCAGACCAUCAUUCGGCCCGUGAUGACCAACGUGGGCGGAGGCUUGACCACGCUGCCGCAGGGCCUGACGCUAAUACAACGGCCGGGCCAGCAGCCGCAGCUGGUGCAGGUGCAGGCGGCGCCGGGUAGUACGCAGCGCACGAUUAUUACUCAAUCGAACACGGCGGCGGCGGCGUCGCAACAGCAGCCGCGCCAGCAGCAGCAACCAAUUCUGGUCCAACACAAGCCGGCUCCGACCCUGCAGCAGCGAUUGGUCACCUCCACCACCAGCGGUGGCCAGGGACAGCAGGGAAAUCCGAAUGCGGGGAUUGCGCGCACCGUGCAAGUACAGGUGCAAGCUCAGCAGCAGCAACCACAGCAACAGCAAGCUACGCAAGCGCAGCAGGCUCCACAACGACGUGGACUUUCUCUAUCGAACGAGCACGUGCACAAGGCGCACGAAAUGUUCCGCAAGGCAAAUCGCGUCUCGCGACCUGACAAAGCCCUUAUCCUUGGAUUUAUGGCGGGUCUGCGGGAAAACCCGCGCCCAAAUAACGAAAAUGUGCUGGUCAUCAAGUUGGGCGAAACAGAGGAAAAAGUACAACAGGACAACGGCAACACGGCGCUGUGCCUGGUUGAGUCACACAUCCGGCUGGACUACAACACCGGUGAGUGGAAGACAUUCCAAAACUAUAGGCUGCAGGACCAGAGUGCCGCCUCAUAGUCCACAAGGGUCAUACGCAUAGUUCGCAGCACCAAGUGAGAACGGACAGCCAGGCUGAAGCUAGAUAUGGAUUGUGCGUAUAUGGAUUGUGGAGUAUAGAUUUUGAUUUGUCAUCCGUUCUGCACGGGCUGCUUCGUUGCCGCCCCCAAUUAGGCUAUUAUAAAUUCCCUCUCUCCUUCCCCCACCCUCCCGCAGUCAGCAAAACGCCCUUAGAAAUGCUGCAUAUAAUGAAACUAUUUUAUAAUUAAGGUAAAUUAGCUGUACAGUUGUUUAGUAUGUAGUAAAUGCUAGCGCUUAAACAUUUAGUAACAAGCCCGUUCAUACAUCCAUAAAAACACCCAUUCAUCCAAGCACACAGGCAUAAUCACCUCUGGCUGAACGCUUCACUGGAGAGCAGUUCCAAAGGCGGAUGGGCCAGAAGUGAACGUUUGGACGGAUCACAUAGGCACACACAACAUACGCCACACUCAUGCAUUUUAAAUCUGCAUAUGUAUACCUAGCUUAUGUAAUUGCUGUUGAGUAAAAAGUGUGUAAUUAUCUUACCAAGCAGCAUCAAAUUUAGAGACGCUGGUCGCUGAUCGGCGCUCGUAUUCAUUAGAAAUCCAAUGAAAAUAUAUAGUUAUAGAUAUAUACAAUGUAUGAGUCGCAGCAACCACAGCAAAAUUAACUUAAAUCUUGAAUUGUGUAAUAGACAAACAAUAAAACUAGCAUAUGUAUUUAUGGCUUAA
Molecule: messenger RNA, 4707 nt
Organism: Drosophila erecta
Lineage: Eukaryota; Metazoa; Arthropoda; Insecta; Diptera; Drosophilidae
Gene: Nelf-A
Product: negative elongation factor A
Exons: 7
Coding region: 254-3979 (1241 amino acids)
Biological process (GO): negative regulation of transcription elongation by RNA polymerase II
Cellular component (GO): NELF complex
Source: RefSeq, a predicted model, not a curated record